CAAUGAGUAAAUUUCAAUUCGAGCCUCACAUCGGAAGUGACUGUUAUGUGGGAGACGUCCAGAAAUAUAAUAUUAAAAAACUUGUGCAAAAACUCGACUUUUACUCAAUUAUGUCAAUCUCAAUAAUCAGUGGCAUGUGUGCACUCAUAGGUUUGGCCACAAUCUGCGAUCUCUCGCAAGUCUAUCUCGACUCGGCUUCUCCACCUACAGAAGGCAUAGUCGAUUAUGAGUUGUCAACCCUGAGUAGUGUCGGUUUGCUGACGGCGUACACGACAAGCGUUUACGCCAUCAGAUGUAACGGAAGAGUAAAUUUAGUCAAAUAUGUGGCGAAACGGUUGAUACGAUUACUGCCGCCCAUUGUAUUACCAAUUUUGUUGAUGUCUUUAAUGCCUUUACUGCCAAACGGCGGACCCGUUUACAACUCGAGCACAACGCGAAUGCGGGAUAAUUGUGCCCAAAACUGGUGGAAAAACUUGCUAUUUAUUAGCAAUUUAUUGGAUCCAAACGAUACCAGGCCCAAAAUGUUCAAUUUGUUUGCCAUAACUCUGCGAAAUUCCAAACGACUUACGGCU
This is a messenger RNA of Oppiella nova, 572 nucleotides long. The record is from the annotation of a GenBank genome assembly. NCBI's taxonomy places the organism in Eukaryota, Metazoa, Arthropoda, Arachnida, Sarcoptiformes, Oppiidae.